GAAAGAUUCAGUACUUGUUAAUCAGUUGAAAGGAUAAACUUGCUGUGUUGGAUCGAGUUGGGAAAGGUUUUAUAUUUCUCACGAAUGGAAAAAGACCCAAACCUGAAAAUGGAAUAUAAACUGGAGUUAAUGGUGCUUCUUGUUUUGCUCACAACCGCCUCAUCCAUUGCACCAAGCAGAGAAGAAUUUACAGAAGCAGUGACGUAUUUGAGGAAGUACGGCUAUCUGCACGUUCCACUGGACAGCAAAGGCCAAAACUAUCAACCUGAGGAAAUAGUGGAAGCUCUAAGAAUCUUUCAGAGAGCAACUAAUCUGAAGAUAUCAGGAAAACUAGAUGCAGCAACACUGGAAAUGAUGAGCAAACCUCGGUGUGGUCUAGAAGACCUUUUCAAUAACAAAUCUCUCAAAUAUCGAGUCAUGAGUUACUGGCGUAAGAAGAUGCUGACUUACCGCAUCUAUAAUUACACUCCUGACUUGGGUCUGGCAAAGACCCGUUUGGCCAUCCAGAGUGCUUUUAAGUACUGGAGUGAUGUGUCACCCUUAAGGUUCAAGGAGCUGCACCGAGGACAAGCAGACAUCAAAAUCUCCUUUCACAGAAAAGAUAAGACCUGUCCUGUGCCCUUUGAUGGGCAAGGCCGUGUUUUAGCCCACGCUGAUGCGCCUGAGUCAGGCAUUGUGCAUUUUGAUGAAGAUGAACUGUGGACAGAAGGGAAGACCUACGGCUCCAACCUGAGGAUUGUGGCAGCACAUGAGAUCGGUCACGCUCUCGGCCUGGGCCACUCACAAGUCUACAACGCACUCAUGGGACCCGUAUACAACGGAUACAACUCCAACUUCAAGCUACAUCCAGAUGACAUACGAGGGAUCCAGGCUUUAUACGGAAAGCCAGAGAAGACUCCUCCAUCCAGAAAUCCAAGCCAGUCAGUGUCAAGUGGAGUUAUUCCAGAUCCUUGUAAAGCCACUCUGGAUGCAGUCAUGUUGGGUCCUUUAAGUAAGACGUAUGUCUUCAGUGGUCAGUAUGUGUGGACGGUGUCCAGGUCCGGCUACAACACUCCCAUCCUGAUCUCUGCACUGUGGAAGGAGCUGCCAGGGAGCCUCGAUGCAGCUGUUCACUCUCAGCGGACCAGAAAGUCUUAUUUUCUGAAAGAUGAUAAAUUAUGGAGAUACACAGGAUUCAAACUUGACCACGGCUUCCCCAAACGCUUGACCAAUAUCCCCGCUAAUAUCGACUCAGCUUUGUACUUCAGUAAGAACAAAAAACUGAUCUUUUUCAAAGGCUCUGGAUACUGGCAGUGGGAUGAAAUUGGACCAACAGACUUCAGUUCGUAUCCCAAACCUGUUGAGCAACUCUUCCACGGGGUACCUAGCAAUACUGAUGCUGCGUUAAUGUGGACAAAUGGUCAUAUAUACAUCUUCAAAGGCACCCAGUACUGGAGAGUAAACCAGUACCACCAAGCAGUGGAGAAGGCUUUUCCCCUGGACAUCGCCACACACUGGAUGCAGUGUGACGACUAAGCCACCAGAGGCCACCAGGGAUUCAACACAAACCUUGUGUUGCUUAGUGAUUCAGUGUAGUAACAGAGAGAGAUGCUUAUUUAUUAGGAUCCUGAUUAAUGAUUAGAAAACGUUCACACACCAGAUCAUUAUUAUUCUCUUUGGACAAAGUCUGCAUGAAGACAGCAAC
Messenger RNA from Thunnus maccoyii (southern bluefin tuna), 1684 nucleotides. Its product is annotated as matrix metalloproteinase-19-like. Gene Ontology annotation, cellular component: extracellular matrix. Lineage: Eukaryota; Metazoa; Chordata; Actinopteri; Scombriformes; Scombridae. The record is from RefSeq and is a predicted model, not a curated record. The coding region runs from base 85 to 1515 and encodes 476 amino acids. The transcript has 9 exons. Gene Ontology annotation, biological process: collagen catabolic process; extracellular matrix organization; proteolysis. Gene Ontology annotation, molecular function: zinc ion binding; metalloendopeptidase activity.